Amoebophrya sp. A25 is the source of this 499-nucleotide messenger RNA. NCBI's taxonomy places the organism in Eukaryota, Dinophyceae, Syndiniales, Amoebophryaceae. The record is from the annotation of a GenBank genome assembly.
CUCGUACUCUUUUCAGGCGUACUGGCUCUUUGUUCUACCGCAAAGUUGGUCAUGAUCGACGGUUAUACCGGGGACGACCUCAUCAGACACAAUCUCGGGAUGAUGACAGUGAACGAGCUAGCUUUGCAGAAGAAGGAGAAUGAAAGGGCUGCACAGCAGGCACUAAGUGAUUACUAUAAUCACUCCAGUUUAAAAAUACAAGAAGAUCGGGAAAACACCGAUCUCAAGAUGGAAGUAAUUCAUCUUCGGGGGAAGAACGAGUUUAAGAACAGGAUAAUAGAGACCCUUGAGGCAAGGCUGGGUGAACAUAUCAUGGAAGCCGAGCAGAAGGAGAAAGACUCCAGUCAGAAUCCCAGAAGGGAUGCCUUUUGGUUGCUUCCUGAAGUGCUACGCUUGGCAAAAGCGGCUGAGGACGCCCGGAGGAAGAGCUCCGAAAUUCAGAAAAGAGCAGACGAUCUUCGCGACAAGAACGCAAAAAAGGACAGAAUGAUAGAGGAAC